This is a messenger RNA of Lacerta agilis (Sand lizard), 1915 nucleotides long. RefSeq names its product glycosyltransferase 6 domain containing 1 (gene GLT6D1). The transcript has 8 exons. The record is from RefSeq and is a predicted model, not a curated record. Gene Ontology annotation, molecular function: hexosyltransferase activity. The coding region runs from base 408 to 1490 and encodes 360 amino acids. Gene Ontology annotation, cellular component: vesicle; Golgi apparatus; membrane. NCBI's taxonomy places the organism in Eukaryota, Metazoa, Chordata, Lepidosauria, Squamata, Lacertidae. Gene Ontology annotation, biological process: carbohydrate metabolic process.
GAGAGAGAACAUAAGACGGGCUGGUGUCUUGAGAGAGCCCUUUGCCUGCAACUUGCCCUUCCACAACUAUCCAUGUUUUGAUAUCGAAAACUUCACUCUCUCUCCCCUAUCCCCUGGGUUUCUGUCAAAAUAACUCAGGAUGUGAGAUCUAGAACAAUCCCUCUUGGAAAUAACAAAACAGGGCUUACUUUUGACAGAAAGUGCUGGGACAGUUUCCUUUUAUGCAAGUCCUGCCUAGUUCAGCAGAAUAUAGACUGGGCAGGUUACAACUACACAGCGUGUUCUCCAGCUCAGAGAAGCCAGGUCCAGCCAAACGAACCAGAAGCUAAGCUUUGCUACUUGCACCUGAAGAUCACAAGAUUGAUGCUGGCCUCUCAGGUGAUAAAAUCCACACAACAAAACCAAAGAUGACACUCUCCAGAGGGAAGACAGCUCUGGUAUCGAUUUCCUUCUUGGCAAUCUUAUCACUGGCAAUUUUUGCUUACCAGGACAGCGACGGAACAUUAAUGUGGAUGUACAAGAACAGGAGCCUAAAGAUUGCCCAGUUGAAAAACCAGACAGAGCAGUGGCUGGACAUAGGCAACUGGUUUAACUCAAGAUAUGAAUAUGCAAAUAAAGAACCAAAGGGGUUGUCAUUGAACAGCUGGUUUGAUUCACGCGCACGGACAGAUAUACCCACCCUGACCCCUUGGUCGGCGCCCAUCAUCUGGGAAGGAACAGUCGGGAAACCCGUCUUGGACAACUACUAUAAGCAACAGAAAGUCACCAUUGGUUUGACGGUUUUCGCUAUUGGGAAGUACCUAGACAAAUACUUGAAGACCUUCUUGACUUCAGCAAACACUUUCUUCAUGACUGGGUUUAACGUGAUCUUCUACAUCAUGGUGGACGACCUCACCAAAGUGCCUCUUAUUGAGCUGGGCCCCCUGCGGGUGCUGAAAGUCUUCCAGGUGAAAAAGGAGAGCCGGUGGCAAGACGUCAGCAUGAUGCGGAUGAAGGUGAUUGGGGACCUCAUCGAGAGCCACAUCCGCCACGAGGUGGACUUCCUCUUCUGCAUGGAUGUUGACCAGGUCUUCCAGAGUGACUAUGGGGUGGAGACCCUUGAUGAGUCGGUGGCCCAGCUCCAUGCUUGGUUUUACAAUACAGACAAGACUGCGUUCACUUAUGAGAGGCGCCCUGAGUCGGCUGCAUACAUCCCCUAUGGGGAGGGGGACUACUAUUACCAUGGGGCCAUAUUUGGGGGGACCCCACUGCGUGUUCUGAACCUCACCCGCCAAUGCUAUAAAGGCAUCCAGGAGGACAAGGAGCACAACUUUGAGGCACUGUGGCAUGACGAGAGCCACCUGAACAAGUAUUACCUCCUCAACAAACCAACCAAGGUGUUAUCCCCUGAGUACUGCUGGGAUUAUAAGAUUGGCAUCCCCAGCACCAUAAGAAAUGUCAAGUUAUCCUGGAUGCCCAAAGAAUAUGAAGAAGUUAGAAGUAACUUUUGACUCCGCGGCCCUCCUAAAAUCACACCGGCAGGGGUCAAUGAACUGUUUCGGUCGCAGAACCGUUUGAGCAUUUCAACUCUCGUCCUCUGCGGGAAGGAGAGCAAACUUUGCCAAAAUAUUUUAGUUCACUAAGCUGUGACACUCUCUCAGCUCUUCUCUAUAGUUUCCUUGGAAGGCUUGUAGGAACCAGAUCCUACUGGCUUGAUGUCAGGGGAGCCUUUUGUGAACAGGUUGUUUAUUUGCUUACUACUCUUUUGCUCUCAGGGAAUGCUGUUGAUGUUGAGGACAUUUGUGGAAGCAGCACCCAGUUAUGUGCCAAGCUAGGAUCCCUCCACGGUGGCACGGUGACAUCAGAGGUUGGCAAGAUGGUCGCUGUAUUCCUUGGAUGUGCAAAGGAGGGAGAGUUGGAACCGCCAAGGGGUCAG